Xenopus tropicalis (tropical clawed frog) is the source of this 1691-nucleotide messenger RNA. Its product is annotated as oocyte zinc finger protein XlCOF6.1-like. The transcript has 2 exons. Bases 49 to 1242 code for a protein of 397 amino acids. Gene Ontology annotation, cellular component: nucleus. Lineage: Eukaryota; Metazoa; Chordata; Amphibia; Anura; Pipidae. The record is from RefSeq and is a predicted model, not a curated record.
CUCCGCCCACUGGAACAGAUACAGGGAACAGACACACCUACUCCUAUCAUGGGGUGCAGCCUGAAUAACAGCUCGGCAGGGGAUUAUACACCGGUUGUUAUUAAAGAGGAGGCGAGUUCAUGGGAGGAAGAAAAGCCCCUCGCAGAAGGAACACAAGAAACAGACACAGCGACUCUCAUGGGGCGGAGCCUGAAUAGCAGCGGCUUCCCUAAGGAUACAGCCAAUGGUACUGAAGAGGAAUCAGAUUCAUGGAAAACAGACCAUAAUUACUGCAACAUAAAUACAGAGCAGCCACCGGGAACGGACCAAUCAGCUCCCACCAUGGGCUGCAGCCUGAACACCAACUCGCCAGCGGAUUAUGUAUCACUUGUUAUUAAAGAGGAGGUGGCUUCAUGGGAAGGCGAAAGCCAAUCAGAUUGCAGCAUUAAUCCCCUUACAGACCAGAUACAGGGAACAAAUACUCCUAUCAUGGGGAGCAGCCAGAAUACCUUACAAAUGACGGGUAAUAAUCAUGAUGAAAAUUCCCACCAAUCUCCACAUAAAUCUCACAUAACAAAAAAUAAAUUACGUAGGAAAUACAGCUGCAAUGAGUGUCAUAAACAUUUUAGUAAUAAGAGAGACUUUGAUAAACACCAGAGAACCCACAAAAGAGAGAAACCAUUUUCUUGUUCUGAAUGUGGGGAAUAUUUUUCAGACCAGUCCAACCUGAAAAUUCAUUAUAAAACUCACAUAGGGGUGAAACCAUUUUCUUGUUCUGAAUGUGGGAAAUGUUUUUCAUACCACUGCCACCUUAAAACGCACCAGAGAACCCACACAGGGGAGAAACCAUUUUCAUGUUCUGAGUGUGGGAAAUCUUUUUCAGCCCUAUCCCACCUUAAAACUCAUCAUACAACUCACACAUGUUCUGAAUGUGGGAAAUGUUUUUCAAAGAAAUACGACCUGAAAAUUCAUUAUAGAACCCACACAGGGGAGAAACCAUUAUCAUGUUCUGAAUGUGGGAAAUGUUUUUUCUAUCGAUCUAAACUUAAUCGGCAUCAAAGGACUCACACAGGGGAGAAACCAUUUUCAUGCUCUGAGUGUGAAAAAUGUUUUUCAAACAAAUGCGACCUGACAAUUCAUUAUAGAACCCACACAGGGGAGAAACCAUUUUCAUGUUCUGAAUGUGGGAAAUGUUUUUCCUAUCAAUCUAAACUUAAUCGGCAUCAAAGGACUCACACAGAAGAAGCCAUUUUCAUGUUCUGAGUGUGGAAAUUUUUUUAGACCACCCAAACCUGAAAAUUCCUUAUAGAACUCACACAGGGGAGAGACUUUUUUUUUUGUCCUGAACAUGGGAAAUGUUUUUCAAGAAAAUCCUAUAUAGAUCGUCAUCAAAGGACUUUCACAGGGGAGAAGCCAUUUUAUUGUUUUAAAUUAGGAAAAUGAUUUGCAUUGAACUGUAGUAUAAAAAUACUUUCACAAUGACAAAAACCGUAAACUUGUGUAGGGAUCAGAGAACUCUUUCCCCCGUUUCUCUCUCUGUGACAACAUCCAGUCCAGCUACAGUCUCAGGAGGAACCUGAUUGGCUGGAUGCCCCAGUGCACUGUUGGGAGAGAGGAGGUGCCUAGGUUUGGAGUCAGGGGCGGGCCCAGCAGCUUAUAAAGGGGCCGGAGUUGAGACAGAGAGACCAACCAGUAAGCAGUGAGUGUGUAAA